GAAAAUCCAGAGCCUCUUCCAAGAUGCUUGUGGUCCUGCUCACAGCAGCCUUGCUGGCCCUGAGCUCAGCUCAGAGUGCAGAUGAAGAUGUCCAGAGUACAUCCAAUGUCCAAGAACAAGCUCCUGUGGAUCAAACCCAGGACUCAAGUUCAGAUCCUUCUUCUGAUGAUGCAAAUACAGGGAAUGUCCAAGUGCCUGAAUCAGCAUCAGCAGGAAAUGAGUCUUCUGCCAACUCUGGGAGUGGACAGGAACAGCAACAGCAAGCUCAGGAAUCCCAACAAGCGGACGGUCAGGGGCCUUCUGACUCUGCUGUGAAAGAACAGGAAAGUCAAACUGGAGAAGAAAGGGGAAAAGAGGUUCAAGGGCAACAUAACUCUCAUCCUGAAAAUCCAGGAGUACCACAACAUGUAAAAAGAAAUCAUAACAAUCCUAGUUCUCAUAAAGGAGGUAAACAUAUUCCACUCAAUAAAAAACAAAAUCAAUUCCUCUGGCAAAGGAAACAAACGAAUAAGUAUGCCUAACUAAAGCAAUCAUCAGCCAAUAAACUAGAGAGUGCCUGAUAAAAAUAUGUCCUUUGAUGUAUAGAUCAACGAAUCAAUGUUGAGUGUCUAUACUAUUCCAAUAAAAUUUUCAGCAUGCAA
This is a messenger RNA of Mus caroli (Ryukyu mouse), 641 nucleotides long. The record is from RefSeq and is a predicted model, not a curated record. Lineage: Eukaryota; Metazoa; Chordata; Mammalia; Rodentia; Muridae.